CGUCUCCUCGCACCCCCUCAUGCCCGGCUGCGAACUGCCCGCGGGCACCUGCCCGGACAUGUGCCCGGCCGCCGAGCGCGCCCAGCGUGAAAGGGAGCGCCGCCUGCACCGCUUGGAGGUGGCGCCGGGGUGUCGCCAGGACCCGCCGCGCGCUGAUCCGCAGCGCGCGGUGAAGGAGUACAGCCGACCAGCCGCCGGCAAGCCCCGGCCCCCACCCAGCCAGUUGCGUCCGCCCUCUGUGCUGCUGGCCACCGUGCGCUACCUGGCGGGUGAGGUGGCAGAGAGCACAGACGCCGCCCGCGCAGAGGUGGCCAGCUUCGUGGCGGACCGCCUGCGAGCCGUGCGCCUGGACCUGGCCCUGCAGGGCGCGGGCGACGCCGAGGCAGCAGUGGUGCUCGAGGCGGCGCUGGCCACGCUGCUGGCCGUGGUGGCGCGGCUCGGGCCCGACGUGGCGCGGGGACCCGCGGACCCGGUGCUGCUGCAGGCCCAGGUGCAGGAGGGCUUCGGCUCGCUGCGGCGCUGCUACGCUCGGAGCACCGGACCGCACCCCCGCCAGCCGGCUUUCCAGGGCCUCUUUCUGCUCUAUAACCUGGAGAUGAGGUCUCACUUGUUGCCACUCGAAUUCCUGGGCUCAAGUGAUCCUCCUGCCCCACCUUUCCAAGUAUCUGGGUGCCUGCCAUCAUGCCCAGUUAAUGGUUUAUCUUGUUCACACUGUGAAGAAGACAGUAAUUAUCCCUGGUCUAGUGGGGGAAGAAACCGAAGCCCAGGGUGGUGAGUUGACUUGCCUCUUGACACAGCACUGAACAGUAGCAGAGGUAGGACCAUGAUUUUCUUUUAAUUUUUAAAAAUUUAUUUUUACAUAGAGAUUGGGGUCUUGCCAUGUUAACUAGGAUGAUCUCAAACUCCUGGGCUAAACUGAUCCUACCACCUUGGUCCCCCAAAGUGCUAGGAUUACAGGCAUGAGCCACUGUGCCCAGCCCUCUAAUAAGCUCUGUUCUGGCCCGGCCCUCUCUACUAAAAAUGCAGAAAUUAUCUGGGCAUGUGGCACAUGCCUGUAAUCCCAGCUACUCGGGAGGCUGAUGCCGGAGAAUCACUUGAACCUGCGAGGUGGUGGAGGUUGCAGUGACCCACUAUACUCCAGCCCGGGUGACAGAGCAAGUGGUCUCAAAAAAAAAGACUGUUCUAUACAGUUGUAACAAAAUGCUGUUGACUUCACAACCUACUAAUUGUUUAGAAGCCCCAGUUUACAAAAGUGGCCCAAGGUUCCAGUGCCUGAAACUCUUCUGGAAGGGAAGUAGGAGCAUAAUCUCCUGAAGAAUUGGCCUUCUGGGGUGGUCAGGAGAAGGUGAGGCAGAAUUGGCUUCCAAAACUGUGGGUGCAGGGAAGCCAGGGUAGUGGGAAAUCAAGUCAGAAAACUUGGAUUGGGGUCACCACUCUCAGACGAGUCAUUCAUUACAUUAUCUGGGCCAGCUUCCCAAAGCGGUACACCCUGCCUACCUCAGUGUUGUAAGUAAGGAUCCGGACUGCAGGAGGUCUAGAGCCUGAGGCAACUCAUUCAAAUAUGGGUCAGGGAAGGAGCCAAUGGCUGGACCUUAGAGGGAGGAGGGAAGGUGGGCUAGGCCUGGAGAAGGGGUGUGUUCAGGUAGGUGGGAGGGAGGUCUGGAGCUGAGCUUGGGCCAGAGGAAGGUGGGCGUGGCAAGGAAGAAUGAAGAGUUGGGAGUGGAGAUGGUCCUGAUCCUGUAAGGACCUGGCAUCCUCAUUCUGGCUUCCCACCC
Molecule: messenger RNA, 1775 nt
Organism: Callithrix jacchus (white-tufted-ear marmoset)
Lineage: Eukaryota; Metazoa; Chordata; Mammalia; Primates; Cebidae
Gene: SAC3D1
Product: SAC3 domain containing 1
Biological process (GO): centrosome duplication; spindle assembly
Cellular component (GO): centrosome; spindle; nucleus
Source: RefSeq, a predicted model, not a curated record